Molecule: messenger RNA, 678 nt
Organism: Parasteatoda tepidariorum (common house spider)
Lineage: Eukaryota; Metazoa; Arthropoda; Arachnida; Araneae; Theridiidae
Product: tigger transposable element-derived protein 1-like
Source: RefSeq, a predicted model, not a curated record
AUGCCAAAACGAACAUUUCUAUCCCGUGAAGAGAAACGAGCACCAGGAUUUAAAGCCGCAAAAUAUCGCUUAACACUUCUACUGGGUGGUAACGCAAGCGGGGAUUUCAAAUUAAAACCACUACUAGUUUACCACUCCAAUAACCCAAGAGCGAUGAAAGGCAUAUCUAAAUCAACUUUACCUGCAAUUUGGGAGUCUAAUAAAAAAUCAUGGAUAGCUAUGAAAAUUUUCCAGGAUUGGUGCACUGAACAUUUCUGCCUGUCUGUUAAACGUUAUUGCGAAAUUAAGAAACUUGAACAAAGAGCACUACUAUUAAUUGAUAAUGCUCCAAGCCACCCAACAAAUUUAUCAGACUUAAUAACAUGCAUUCCAGUCGAAGUGGUUUUUUUGCCGCCUAACACAACUGCCUCAAUCCAACCAAUGGACCAAGGCGUUAUAUCCAAUUUUAAGGCUUAUUACUUGCGGCAAACAUUAAAGCAGAUGUUUGACAAAAUAGACGGAGAAGAGAAGCAAUCAAUAAGAGAAUUUUGGAAAAACUACAAUAUCAUGAACGCUGUAGAAAACAUAAACCUUUCUUGGAAUGAGAUAACUGAAAGAACUUUGAAAGGAGUAUGGAAGAACAUUUGGCCAGAUUUAAGACAGCAGCUAGUCUUUCUAAUGAUGAGCUCAAGGAAUUAA